AAAUGAGACAUUUUUUCCAUCGGGGACUUUAAUAAUCCUUUUACAACAAUCUCGGUUACGUCGCACGAUUCUCGAAGCGCUUGCUGUUUGUUGUGGUUUGAUUAUUGCUUGCCAACGUGCCUGAAAUAAUCGAUACAGCCGCGCGCGUGCCACAGAAGCAACAGAAAAUGAUUUUGUCGAGGUCCAAGCCGGCCUCGUCGGAAGGCGUUCGAACGUCAGCGUCGCGCAAGCAGAUACCAAAGUUGGAGGAGUUCCUGGAGAAACGGGACUACACCGGAGCCCUGACACUAUUGGAAUUCAACAGCAGCACCAGUAGCAGCCUGGAAACGGACCUGUGGAUGGGAUACUGCGCUUUCCACCUGGGUGAUUACAAGCGUGCUGCGACAGUCUACGAAAACCUAAGGAAGAAGGAUUAUGUACCGCCGGACGUCCCGACGAAUCUGGCCUGUUGCUACUUUUACCUGGGCAUGUACCCCGAGUCGCAGAAAAUCCUGGAGGACGCGGCGGACAGCAAGCUGCGAACCAGGCUGCUGUUUCACCUGGCCCACAAGAUGGGCAAUGAGUCGAAGCUGACGGAGUAUCAUCAGAUGCUGCAGGAUGUUAUCGAGGAUCAGCUCAGUUUAGCGUCCAUUCAUUACUUACAAGCUCACUAUCAAGAGGCUAUCGAUGUCUAUAAGAGAAUUUUACUGGACAACAGUUCAAAGAAAAGCACCAAGAGAUGCCACUCCAAAACGGACUCUGAGUUGUAUUUCCUUAUCCAGCUGCAGGAAAGUUGCAGAGAUUAUCUAGCUUUAAAUGUAUACGUAGCUUUGUGCUAUUACAAGCUAGAUUACUAUGACGUUGCUCAAGAAGUGCUUCAAGUUUACCUGCAGAAAUACCCGGAUAGCGCGAUCGCGAUUAACUUGAAAGCGUGCAAUCAUUUCCGUUUGUACGACGGAAACGCUGCGCAGGUCGAGAUGAAGCAGCUCAUCGAGAAGAUAUCGAGUUCCUUCAGCUCCGGCCACGAUCUUAUACGGCAUAACACAGUUGUCUUUAGAGGUGGCGAGAACGCUUUGCAAAUUUUACCCAACUUGGUGGACGUCAUACCGGAAGCCAGGCUUAACUUAGUAAUAUACUAUUUGAAACAAGACGACGUCAAGGCAGCCUAUGACCUGAUCAAAGAUCUGGAACCAGCAGUUCCGCAAGAGUAUAUUUUAAAGGGCAUAGUUAACGCCGUUAUAGGCCAGGAGACCAAUUCUCGCGACAGUAUAAAAACUGCACAGCAAUACUUUCAACUGGUGGGCUCCUCAGCGUCGGAAUGCGAUACCAUACCCGGUAGACAGUGCAUGGCAUCCUUCUUCUUCCUUUACCGACAAUUCGAUCGAGUCAGACUAUACCUGAAUUCGAUAAAGACAUAUUUCUCCAAUCAGGAUAACUUUAACUUUAACUACGCUCAAGCGCAAGCCGGAGCGGGCUACUUCAAGGAAGCGGAGGAAGCUUUUCUGAUGAUACGUAACGAAAAAUACAAAAACGAUUACAUUUACAUCAGUCUCCUUUCAUACUGCUAUAUAAUGAAUAAAAAAGCUGAAUUGGCCUGGGAACUGUAUUUGAAGAUGGACACAUCGGCAGAAUCCUUCAAUCUGCUUCAGCUGAUUGCCAAUACCUGUUACAAAGUAGGCGAAUUCUGGUAUGCCGCCAAAGCCUUCGAUAUGCUGGAACGUAUGGAUCCAAGCCCUGAACAUUGGGAAGGAAAGCGCGGCGCGUGCUGUGGUACUUUUCAGUACAUCGUCGCGGAAAAGCUACCAAAAGAACUGCUGUCGGAAGUGAUACAAAUUCUGAAAAAUACAUCCAAUUCUCAAGUGGAGCAGAUAAUACGUGUUAUGCGCAAGUGGGGAAAGGAUAACAGAGUAAACUGCUAAUAUUAUCGAAGUUCGUGGACAUCGUUAUCAAUUCCGUCCAGAAAAAUACCUUUUAUAAAAUAGUAGCGUGUUAUAACGAGAAAUUAUGUUCCAUCUCCACAGUAAUGUACAAUGAAUUCUUGUACA
Messenger RNA from Temnothorax curvispinosus, 2024 nucleotides. It is a transcript of the gene Ttc26, whose product is annotated as intraflagellar transport protein 56. The record is from RefSeq and is a predicted model, not a curated record. The transcript has 8 exons. Gene Ontology annotation, molecular function: protein binding; intraciliary transport particle B binding. NCBI's taxonomy places the organism in Eukaryota, Metazoa, Arthropoda, Insecta, Hymenoptera, Formicidae. Gene Ontology annotation, biological process: intraciliary transport involved in cilium assembly; intraciliary anterograde transport. Gene Ontology annotation, cellular component: ciliary basal body; intraciliary transport particle B; ciliary base. Bases 168 to 1898 code for a protein of 576 amino acids.